GGAGGAAGUACAGAAGUUUGAGAACGUAUAUGAUUCCGCUCCAGACAGACGAACGGACAGCAGAGUCAUCACGAGCUGUGCUGGAUUAAGAGGUUUUCGAUUAUAAUAUCAGAUAACCCGUUUCAAGUGUAUUUUAAUGCUAACAGAAGAUAAAGGGCUGAUUUGGAAUGGAAUGGAUCUGCCAGAAGAGAUCCUUGCACAUAUUUUUUCCUUCCUGCCUUUACAGGACAAAUGCAAUGCAUUUACUGUUUGUAAGGCUUGGUCUAAUAUCAUGACACAUCCAAGCUCAUGGAAAGAUACUGAAGUCAGGUGUGAGUCAGGAACCAGUGUCCCUGACAGAUAUUCUGCUCUUCUGCCACUGGUCAGAAAUUUGAAACUGAGAAUGUGUCUGACCGAUCCAGCCAAUCGCAAAACAGCACUGUGGGUGCUGCGGCAGGCAGUUGCCAGGGGUGACGGGAGGAUGGAAGGACUUUCCAUCUGUUGUGAGGGGAACACACCUCUCUUUUAUGCUGGUCAGGACCUGCAGCAAGGCUUAGUGGACAUACUGACGAACGGGUCGUCCCUAACCGUGCUUGACCUAAAGGGUGUACCCUUCACCCUCAGCGACUCCUUCGUCAGGAGUGUAGCCAUGCUUUGUCCUGCUCUGCAAAGUCUUUACAUCAACAAUCACUCUCUGGUGUGUGGCGUCAACGCUGAAACGCUAAGGCAAGUGCUGAAAUGCUGCCAGUCGCUCAGCGUUCUUGGAGUUUUCCAGGCCAGUCUCUCACAAGACGUCUUUAAAGAUCUCAUGUUUCCAGAACGACCAGCACUAAAGAAACUAGAGCUCCGUUGCGAACGUUCGCUCAAAUACACCGUGCCUCUCUGUGACCAGAUAUGGCUAGAGUUAAAACUGAGACACCCACGUCUCUGGGUGGAACUUGAGCUGGACCACACCCUUCCCGAAUUGCACGUUCCAGGGGUACUGCAGCCCAGCAUCCCUGUCCGAUGUCUUCGGCUGCUCACUUGGACUUUGCUGUUGGAUGAGGUUCGGAUAGUCAGGCAAAGUUAUGCAAACACGCUAGAGGUUCUGGAGCUGCAGACAAUCCCGUCUCCUGAACUUAACUCUGAGCUGAUAGCUUUAGCAAAGCAGUGCGUCAAGCUCCAAGAGGUUCACUGUUAUUGUGUGGUCUCGCAAGAAGUAAUAACAGCGUUCUUCACGAACUGUCCAAAUCUCUGCAGAUUCACACUCAAAACACAUAAAGAGCCUCACCCAUGGACCUCCACUAAACUAAAGUAAUGCUCUCGCACUAUUUUAUGUCUAAAGAAAUGCAUACAGGUUGCAUAUAUGUAUAUAUAUAUAAAUUUUUUUUUUUUUUUCACUGAUGUUUUCACUGACUUGAUUUGGUGUUUAAGACUUGUUAUAGAUCUGUGGUAUAACACAAUUGGCUUCAAAUGAACACAGAUGUCAUUAUUCAUAUGUUAAUUAAUAACAUUUAUUGACAUCAGAGCACAACUGCUCUUUUAACAAUCAAUGAUUACAUUUCAUUCCAAAAAUCACACUUAACACUGAAAUUUUGUAGUUGGGAGUAAAUCCUUGCACAUUAAAAAAUAAAAGUUCAAACUUA
Cyprinus carpio (common carp) is the source of this 1604-nucleotide messenger RNA. It is a transcript of the gene fbxl8, whose product is annotated as F-box and leucine rich repeat protein 8. The record is from RefSeq and is a predicted model, not a curated record. Lineage: Eukaryota; Metazoa; Chordata; Actinopteri; Cypriniformes; Cyprinidae. Gene Ontology annotation, molecular function: protein binding.